AUAAAUACACUCCAUUUUCAUCUCUUUUCGCCAUUGCUGAUAUUCUCAGAAACGGGACACGGAAAAUCACUGAAGCCUCCGCGUAAAAUCAUCGGAAAUGGAAGCCCUAACCACCACCACCGGAGCUGUUUCUCUGCCGAUUUUCUCCCCUAUGAAAUCCAAAGACGCUUCUUCUUCCCGGCGGAUCCUCCGGUUCUCCACUUCCCCAAGAAAUGAUCAUAAUAGUAACAAUGACAGCGGGAAUGAUCUCAAGUCUGAUUCCAGUGACUCUGCCCUCGUCCCCGUGCUCAGACAUCAAACUCUCUCCAAGGAUGCUGCGAUGGGGCUGGUACUGAGUGCGGCUAACGUGAGAGGAUGGACAACCGGAUCGGGUAUGGAAGGCCCAUCCGUGCCCGCUGGUUCGGACUCUGAUUCUGGUAUGGAGCAGGUGUCCACUUUCCCCUGGUCGCUCUUCACCAAAUCACCUCGGCGUCGGAUGCGCGUUGCGUUCACAUGCAACGUUUGCGGGCAGCGCACGACCCGCGCCAUCAAUCCACAUGCCUAUACCGAUGGCACUGUAUUUGUUCAGUGUUGCGGGUGCAAUGUUUUCCAUAAGCUGGUGGACAAUUUGAAUCUGUUCCAUGAGAUGAAGUGCUAUGUGAAUCCGAGUUUCAACCCAAACCCAAAUAAUGAUGUGAACUUCAAGUAUUUUGACUUGGACGAGGACAAGAAUGAUGACAUUUUUCCACUGUUAUGAAUGGUGAUAGAUGCUGUGAAUGGUAUUUUGUGGUAGUGAUUUUCAUAUUUAUGUACAUUCUAUUGGUCUUAUAGGCGGACUGUAUGUUAUUGUGCUUGUAAAUAGGGAUACACCGUUCUUAUGGUUGAAUAAGUAGUAUCAGUGCAAGAUGGUAUAGAGCUCUGUUCUAAAUAAAUUUGUACAUUUAUUGAUAUGAUGGCAUGUUUGUGAUCAAGGACUCAUUGUGAGUCACUAUUGCCCUGUA
This is a messenger RNA of Sesamum indicum (sesame), 980 nucleotides long. RefSeq lists its product as uncharacterized. Gene Ontology annotation, molecular function: zinc ion binding; protein-folding chaperone binding. Gene Ontology annotation, biological process: protein stabilization; protein import into mitochondrial matrix; protein folding. The record is from RefSeq and is a predicted model, not a curated record. Gene Ontology annotation, cellular component: mitochondrion. NCBI's taxonomy places the organism in Eukaryota, Viridiplantae, Streptophyta, Magnoliopsida, Lamiales, Pedaliaceae.